This is a messenger RNA of Acanthosepion pharaonis, 909 nucleotides long. The record is from the annotation of a GenBank genome assembly. NCBI's taxonomy places the organism in Eukaryota, Metazoa, Mollusca, Cephalopoda, Sepiida, Sepiidae.
AUGGGAAAGAGGAAAAUUGCACGUGCUAAAAAAUCAGAAUCACUUGAGGAAGAAAAAACUGAAAAUGUCGUAGUUUUACCAUCUGUCAUAAGUUCGGACGAACCUCCUGCAAAAAGAACCAAAUGGAUAAACAAACAAAGAGUAUUGGUGUUUUCUACACGAGGAAUAUUGGCUCAAGCUCGGCAUUUAAUGAAUGAUAUGAAAAGAUUAAUGCCACAUUCUAAGCGAGAGCCCAAAAUGGACCAUAAAGAUGACUUCAGAGUUGUAAAUGAGAUUUGUGAAACGAGAAACUGUAAUAAAUGUAUAUUUUUUGAAGCUCGUAAAAAGAAAGAUUUAUACAUGUGGUUAUCUAACAUUAAUGAAGGUCCUUCUGCCAAAUUCCUUGUUGAAAAUGUGCAUACAAUGUGUGAAUUGAAACUGACUGGCAACUGCUUGAAGGGUUCUAGGCCAUUGCUCUCUUUUGAUGAGAAAUUUGAUAAAGAACCUCACUGGAAAAUUUUAAAAGAACUUUUUAUACAGAUUUUUGGAACUCCAAACCAUCAUCCCAAAAGUCAGCCUUUCAUUGAUCAUGUGUUCUUCUUCUCUAUUUUGGACAAUCGUAUUUGGUUUAGAAAUUAUUCCAUAACAGAUGAAUUAGCUUCACUUACUGAAAUUGGUCCAAGAUUUGUACUAAAUCCAGUCCGGAUAUUUGAAGGUAGUUUAGGUGGCCCUACUUUGUAUGUGAAUCCGCAUUAUCAAUCACCCAAUGAAUAUCGAAAACUUCUUCGCAAGAAAUAUGCUACUAAGUACAUGGGUCGUGUGAGUGCAAAAAUUGGCCAUGAAGAACGCAAGCUGAAAGAGUCCUAUAAACUUGAUCAAACCAAUGAUGUCUUUGUCACUGUUGGGCCAGGAGAUGUGGAAGAAUCAUGA